This is a messenger RNA of Fusarium redolens, 1158 nucleotides long. RefSeq lists its product as uncharacterized. Lineage: Eukaryota; Fungi; Ascomycota; Sordariomycetes; Hypocreales; Nectriaceae. The record is from RefSeq and is a predicted model, not a curated record. Bases 1 to 1158 code for a protein of 385 amino acids. The transcript is spliced from 3 exons.
AUGGCAUUUGCAUCACCUUGGGAAUCCAUGCUGGCUCAGGCUGGCCUUGGUGGCCUUCAGUUUGCUCAAGCCAUACCUGCAUUGCAAGCGAACGCAGUCUUCGCAGCGGCUGGGGGGCCCUUCCAAGACUUGACUCGAAGGCUUGAAAUCUUCAAGCAGAAGGUCGCCGCUCAGGAUGCCUUGCUCCAUUCUGGUGUUAAGGAGCACCUGUCCAUGGCCAUCAAUCGCCUGGAGGUAGCACUCCUUCAGCUGUACAAGUUUGCCGUCUUCAUUCGUGGAGACAUUAACGGUGAUGAUGUACAAAAGAUGGCUAUUCUUGAGCAGUGCUCUCGAUCGUUUGCAGACUGUCAAGCCGCCUCCCAGGCCGGAUUUGAUCAAGUCAAAAGUAUCUACACGCAGGCCACUUCUUUACGCACGGAUGAGCUCCAGCAACUCCAGCGAGAAGUUGAGCGUGCGUUGGAACAAAUAAAGAUGGAAUGGGAGAACAGCCGUCGUCAGACUGAACAAUAUCAACAUGAUAUUGAUAUCUGGCGUCGUCAGCUAGAUGAGGCUACAGAUGCCCUCUCGCGAGCAAACGAAGAAAGAGAAUUCAUGGGUGGGCAGAUGGGAAACCCCUUUGCAUGGCUUGGGCCUGCAAUGGGUGACAUAGGGGGCAACAUGCAGAGGGUCCAAGAAGCUCGAGAGAGAAUAAACACAGCGCAGUACCAGAUCAACAAUGCUCAGCACUCAUUCAUGCAGGCCAUGAAUCAGCAGAACGACCUUAACAUCCAGCGUGCCGCUAGUGAGCAGAUUGUUCAGCAGCUCCCUGUACUCCAGGUCAUGACCGAGGACCUUAACAAGCAAGCUGCAUUGCUCUUGAGCGGAUUUACUGAGCUCAAGGAGAAGUCAACACAAUUGUCACUCCUCAUGAGCGAUAUGAAGAACGGGGCUAAGGAUUCAGAUGCGCAAUCGUGGGAUAAGGAUAGGUUUGCUGAGGGCAUUCUCAGACUUUGCCAGAUGGCACUCAUCGAUGGACGUGUUUGCAAUGAAGUCGAGACCAUCACCAGUGAGAUUUCUAGCGGAUACUCUGGCCAAGAUGUGCCCGAUUGUGUUUCAGCUCUCUUGACUGAAGUUGGACAGGCUGCUAGGGAUGUUGCUCAGAAAUCCAUCACUGGUUAG